Molecule: messenger RNA, 5772 nt
Organism: Neltuma alba
Lineage: Eukaryota; Viridiplantae; Streptophyta; Magnoliopsida; Fabales; Fabaceae
Exons: 6
Coding region: 408-5438 (1676 amino acids)
Biological process (GO): RNA processing
Molecular function (GO): metal ion binding; RNA binding
Source: RefSeq, a predicted model, not a curated record
ACAGAUCACCCCAGGUUCCCAACAGCGAUUCCGAUUCAAGGCCCUUCUAACUUCCUUUCCUAGAUUAAUCUGUUCGCAGAAACUUUUUGGUUUUCACGCUGAUAAGAGCGUUGGGUCUCGGAUUUCCAAUGUGCUUGCGCAGAAGGGAGGUUCUUACUUAGGGUCUCUGCUGCGGGAAGUUUUUUGUUUUUGCCCUCACUCUCACUCUGAUGAGAAAACCCUAGAGUCCUCAAAGGACAAUUAGUGAUUUCUUUACCCCCUUCUAAUAUCAAAGAUCAGAGCUCUAAUUUUCUCGCACUUCCAUACGGUGAUCCUUUGGAGUCUUGAAUUGAGUAUCCAAACACUGAAGAUUGGGUUUUAAGAAAGGAGUUUUUGCAACGCUAGUUAAUUGAGCCUUUGCAUGUGAGAUGUAUAAUCAAGUGAAUCGCGGUCCUCACAUGCAGCCAGCUUAUCAACAACGCCACCAAGCUCCGCCUCCCCCCUUUCACUUCCAGCAAGGUUCUCCAGCACCCCCAGGUCAACAUUUACCUGCUGCCGUCCCACCUCACGUUGGGCUGUCUGCUCCUCAUAUCUAUACGCAUGGGCCUCCAGCUUCAUCGUCUACAGUUCCUCUUAAUUCUUCUGUGCAAGUUUCAUCUAGUUUGGUCCAAAAUAAUGGUCAGUCUUACGUUGCUCCUCGCCCUUUGUUGCAUGGGAACAGCUUGAUGCCUCAAACUUUCUCUAGUUUUGGCCAGAAUUCACAGCAUUCUUCGAAUUUGGGGGUUCACGCUCAUCAUAUUCGCCCAUCAGUUCCACCUCCUCUUUCCAACCCUCGCCAUGAAACAUCUUGGACCCCGGGGCCAUCAUCUAGAAUUUUACCUCCACCCCCUCCUCCGCCUCCCUCGUCUCAUUCACAUGCACAGCCAAUGUAUCGACAUUCUGUUCCACCAUGCCCCCCACCGCCAGGUGAUGUACAGAGCCUUCGGCAUAUUCCCCCACCCCCACCAGCCCCUUCUACUUCUGGUUUUCAUGCUUCUACUCCAGAUGAAGUUUAUCUUCAUUCAUCUGUUGGGAACGACCAAGUAGUUUCCUGUAGUCGCCCACCACUGCCAUCUUGUCCACCCCCUAUUCUGCCAUCUCCGCCACCUUCUAACUCUCCUAUGACUUCUGCAUCUAACCGGGAUGUUUCUAACUUGCCGUAUGACCUGCAUUCUGAUCGUAAGUCUAGUAAGUUUCAUAUUUCUGAAUUGAAAGCCAUAGAUUCUGUUGAUGAGGUGGUAGCUUCUGAUCUGUUGGGAUCUGCUCCUUUUCCUAAGGAGAGUGGAAGUAGUAAAGAGGCAGCUAUUCCUGAUAGAGAUGGGCUGUCAUCAACUACAAAUGCAAUUUCAGAUCUUCCUUCACCUCCUUGUCGUCCAACAGAAGAUACAGUUGUUGAAAAGAUUGAAGCUUUAUGUCGGCUUAUUGUACAGAAUGGUCCUGCUGUUGAAGAUAAGACUCGCCAUGACGAAGGUGAGAAUCCUGAGUAUGCAUUUCUGUUUGGAGGUGAUUCAGGAACUGAAGCAGAUAUUUCCCACAAAUAUUUUCUAUGGAUGAAGAGGAAGUUUAUUCUGGAAUAUAGAUGGCAUGCCAAGAAAAGUGAAUCAUUGUCAAGGCCUUCAAGGCACCAUGAUCAUCUGAAUGUUGUAGCUGAAUGCAAUUCAGCUGCAGACUCUGACAUGGAGAUGGAAGAUGAUAUCACUCUUUCUGACAAGGACCAGGGCCUGAACAAUACAGCUGAAGUUCUGAACCAGCAACAUGAUGAAGUUCUAAACCAGCAGCAUGAUGAAGUCAUUGAAUUUGAUGGUAAGAACCAGACACAGCAGCUGCAGAAUUCCGUAGAAAACAACCCUCCCGGUGAUGUCACCUGCUCUGGACCCUUAAGAACCGGCAACUCAUAUGAAGUACUGGAGCAUUUAUUUGAAUCGGAGCAGAUGAACACUGCAAAAUCAGCUACCGAGUUUCUUUGCACAAUGGGUGAUUCUGUAGAAGUGGUUAAAUUUCCUGAAGGCAAAGGUGCAGCUCCUCAGGCAGAUGAUCUUACAGAACAUGGCGCUUCUGAUCCUGCUAUAGCUAAUCGUGAUAGAGAUUCUGGACAACUAUUAAGAAGUGGUAGUCCAAUGAAACUUCUUCAAGAUUAUGCUUCAGAUGACACUGCAGGUAAUGAAGAUGAAGCGUGCCUUGCAGAUGCUAGCACUUUGACAGUCUCAACCGUUUCUGCCACUAGCUCAUCUGUUGCCCAUAAAGAUCUUGGGAGUUAUUUGAAGACAGAUGUUGGAUCCAAAAUUUUCUCUGCUACUCAAAAGGGAUGUGAGCUGCUUUCCAAUACAUCUUUGAAUGAAUCAAAAAUGUCUUUACAUCCAGUGCAAGAGAAUGAUGUUACCCACACAGCCAUUGCAAGUGGGACUAAUGAUGUAUGUACUGGACAUAACCUUGAAAACCAGGCUUCUGUAAAUUUUGCUGCAUCUAUUGAACCUUCCAAGGGAAGAGAUGUCUUGAGUAGUGCCGGCAUCAACACUAGUAGCAAGAGUGGUAAUGCUGAGCAAGGUGAUAAAAAGACAUCAAAGCUUGAAUUGAAUCCUUUAAAAGUGGAUGAAUUUGGAAGAGUUGCCAGGGAAGAUCCUACAGACAGUGACUCUGAUGAUUCUCGAAAUCAUUGGACUAGGAGGCGGAAUAAAAGAGACAGAAGUUGGAGUCGCAGCCGUUCUCCUGUAGAAAGGAGUGGGAGGAGGAGGAAGAGGAGUCCCUGGAGAAGAAAAGAUAGGAGAAGCCGGUCUCGCAGCUGGUCCCCUCAGAAUAGAAUGAGCAGGAGCAGGAGCAGGUCUCCAAUCUUGAGACGAUCAGGUGAGUUCAGUUGUGAGAAUAAGAAAAGAGGCAAGGGAAAAUGUUUUGAUUUUCUUCGAGGAAAGUGCUACCGGGGAGCAUCUUGUCGUUAUUUACACCAUGAACCUGACAAAAAUGCUAGUUCAAGGCGGCAUAGGAAUAAACGUGAUCUAGAAGUCUCUUCUUCAAAAACUUCUAGGGGUCAUGAAGCCAAGAAAAGCAUGUCCGCGAAAGUGUCUGAUGACGAGUGUGAAAGAGUGAGAACUAAGGAUGUGCUACUUUGUCAGAAAGUAAGUGGUUCUUCUACUGGCCAGGAAGUAGAACAGAGAAAGGAAGACUCUGUUAAGAAUGCUAUUGUGUCAACUGUGUCAGAUCAUGAUAGUCAACCAGUCAAUGCUGCUUCAACCCUAUGCGAAAGUUCCAGAGAAGUUGCCCCUGAAGUGAGAGAAACCUUAGCAGCUGCAGAGGAGCUGAAAACUUUCAUCUAUGAUAAUGAGGCCUCUUCAAGCCAGCAACUCUUGGUUGGUGGUUUUCCAUCCAACUCUAUUAGUAAUGGUAAUGCCUUGAAACUCUCUGAUGGUGCAUGUCAGGAUGUUUUCCCCUCAGUAAAUGGUUCAUCUGUUCAGCUAUUGCAACCAAAUGUUUCUAUGGGAAUGCCGGAACAUUCUGAUCGCCCAUCACAGAUUGCAAAUAAUUCCAUUGUGCCCAAUUUAUUUCUUGAUGGUAACACAUUGACAGCCUUUUCCGGUGAGAUCUCUAAUGUUAAGCCUUUACCGUGUAUGUUACCAUCAACUCAGCUACAGUCUGCUUCAAGUUCGAUCAGUCAACAUCUUUCAUCAGAGCGGUCUCCACUGAGAUCUCAGGCUUCUAAAGAAAAAGAUUUGCCUGCACAGAUUUCUGUGGGUUUUCCGCAUUAUCCUUACCAAUUGCCUCUACCACCUGCUAUUUCACAUUCUUACAGUGGAAAUUCUGUCCAACCACAAAUGUCCCAGGGUUAUGGCGCAAUGCAGCAAAAUACACCUUUUCCUUACCAAUCCACCAGAAGAGAGCCUUGCCCCGGAAUCUUGCAUGCUCCAAAUCCUCACUUUUGUGUACCACCUAAUAACUCAUGGACGUCUUUACCGCCUCCGCCGCCGCCGCAAUUUGCAUAUAGUUCCAGUUUGAAUUCGGGGGCUCCAACCUCUCAUGUUUCUUCUGAGUCUAAUGAAAAUAAAUUGCAUCUGAGGACUGACUUUGUUUCUCAGACUUCUGUGAGGACUGGGCAGCCUUCUCACAUUCAGGGUGCUCAGUCUCAGGAUCAAGCUUUCCCUACAGUGCAGGAGCAUUCUCGACCUCUCACACAUGUGGAAACUUUCUCUUCAAGGCCUCUGUCUCAGGGAAACUUAGUCAGUCAAUCACACUCGGACCUUAAAAUUAGUAAAGAAGACCACUAUAAGCAACUUCCGAUGCAUGAUUCAAAAGGUUUAAGCUCCCCAUCUUUUGCCAGCCUGCAAUCACAAUCCAAGCCCUUCUCAUGGGAGGCAGGCGUCAACAGACUGCAGACUUCAAGUUACAAGUUGCCUGCAGAAGAGCAUUUUAAGUCAGCUACCUUUAUUCAUCCGUCGUUGCAGAAGCAACAGACAGUUUAUGGUUCUCAUUAUUCUGCAUCUGAUGGUAAUUUGGGUGUGCAUGGGGAGACUGUAACUGCAUCCAGAUAUCCACCAGAUGUUUUGGAUAGUAAUCAUUCAGCUUCUCUUCCGGACCUUGGGGGAUCAAGAAUUUCUGCUCACUAUAAUCCCUAUGCAUCUACCUUUGAACAGCCACUCAGUUCCAAAUUCAGUUCAAGUAUCUUUAAACAGGAAAAGGACAUGAUCCAUGUUAAUAAUUAUGGCUCUUCUUCUAGUGUGCACCGGACUUCAGUAAAUGGGCAAGGUUUCUUUGGCACUGGAGCGAGAGAAACAGCUUCUUCUCCUGAUUCUGCUAGAGGUACUGGACAGAUUUUACCAAGGUCUGGUAGUGACCAAUAUGAUCCACUUUUUGACAGCAUAGAACCAUCAUCCGCUUCUCUCAGGAAAUUUCAUCUUGAUCAAAAACAGGAAGUUACUGGUGAAUCUAACGUCAGUCUUAGACCCAAAAGUUCUUUAAAGUCAUUGGAUGUGGAAGAGAACGAGCAAUGGGAAGUUGGUGCUACUGCCUCUACCUCAUCUCAGAAUAAUGAUGAAUAUGGUGAGACAGCAGAUGCAGAAGUAGGUGCUGUGGAAAAUGAGAGCCUAAGUAAUCCUGCGGAUGGUGCAAAGAUGGCCACAGGUGAGAUUGAGAUUGAUCAAGUUAAAUCUCCCAGUAAAAGAAAGAAGAGCAAGGAUUCCAGAUCGAUGAAACUAUUUAAAGUUUCCAUUGCAAACUUUGUGAAAGAGGUUUUGAAGCCUUCUUGGAGGCAGGGUAAUAUGAGUAAGGUGGCUUUUAAAACCAUUGUGAAAAAGACUGUAGAUAAGGUGUCAGGGGCCAUGAAGGGUCACCGUGUGCCCAAGUCUCAGGCAAAGAUAAAUCAAUACAUUGACUCCUCACAGCGAAAGUUGACUAAACUUGUGAUGGGCUAUGUUGAUAAGUAUGUGAAGGUGUGAAACUUGGAAGUCAUGCCCUGAUGUUUCUUCAUCUUCCAUCGUCACUCAUGCCACAUACUCAAUCUCCUAACGGCCACUUAUCAGGUAGAAGUGGAAUUUCAAUAGGAAUGUUUUGGUGCUUCUUGGAAAUUUGUUUUGCCUAAUUUAAUGCUUACAAGAAGACGAGUGUGUGGGGCAAUGGUUAAUCAGCAAUCCAGGUCGCUGCAGGAUCAAGCAUCGACUAAUUUGUAUGUAAUGCAUUUUGUUUUGUUAUACAGUGAUUGCUGUGAGUUGCUUCUAAUCUAUAGCUACCGUUUCAUAUUUAGUAUAGUAGUGUUCGUGGAGAGUUCAUCCA